Canariomyces notabilis is the source of this 609-nucleotide messenger RNA. Its product is annotated as RNA-binding domain-containing protein. NCBI's taxonomy places the organism in Eukaryota, Fungi, Ascomycota, Sordariomycetes, Sordariales, Chaetomiaceae. The record is from RefSeq and is a predicted model, not a curated record. The coding region runs from base 1 to 609 and encodes 202 amino acids. Gene Ontology annotation, molecular function: RNA binding. The transcript has 2 exons.
AUGGCUACGCGGGCCGCUCCUGCGGCGGGUCUCCCUGCCAAAGUAGCAUCAGUGCCGCCUAACCAAACCCUCUACGUCACAAAUCUACCCUCAGCUAAGAUUCAGAAGGAAGAUUUGCGAACGGCGCUCUACAUGCUGUUCUCAACGUAUGGCUCGGUGCUGGAUGUUGUCGCCCUCAAGACCAUGAAGAUGAGAGGACAGGCCCACAUCGUGUACAAGGAUAUCCAAACGGCGACAAUGGCAAUGCGAUCAUUAGAUGGUUUCGAAUUCUUUGGCAAUCCAUUGAAAAUCUCAUAUGCGAAAUCCAAGUCAAACAUCAUUGCUAAGCUCGACGGCAGCUUCAAGCCGCCCGCCGCCUCUACCGCAGCCCGGGUCGAGAUUACCGAUCUCCAGCAGAGCAUCUUCAACGCUCCUGUACCAGGGGCAACCACAGCUGCGGCACCAUCGGCAGCGCCCGGUCUUCCGUCCAAACCAUCAGGCAUCGAUCACGCAAUGGCUGAUGCUGGAACCCCCGAGAGCCGUGGAACGAAGCGGCCCAGAGAGGAGGAGGACCAGGCGGAAGAAAGUGACUCGGACGUCGCAAUGGAGGAGGAGAGUGACGAGGAAUGA